AUGCAGGAAGCUGGCAAUGACAUGGAGCCGUUUGAGGUGAACAACAAUGGAAGGCAGGUUAUGGUGAAACUGGCCGGAGAGAAAGUUCUCACCUUUUUGCAGAAGGUGUUCGAUUUGGAGGCGGUUGAAGCGACCCAGCAAGGAAGUGAGCCAGAGGUGGUGCUGGAGAAGGGAUUUGUGGUGGAGUUGAAGCAGCCGCAAUAUUUUGGAAGUCGCAGUGAAGCAUUGCGCUUGGUUCGUGACGUUGCGCCUGAGCUUCGCUGGUCGCGUGUGAUUCCCAUGAAGCAAGGAAGUCAGCUUCGCUGCUGGGCUGCUGCUACCAAAUCUGUGUGGCUGGCGAGCGAGAAGAAGCUGGCCGUGCUUGGGGUCGUUCGCCUAGUUGACCAUGAAGAAGCUAAGAAAUCUGCCGAG
Messenger RNA from Cladocopium goreaui, 411 nucleotides. NCBI's taxonomy places the organism in Eukaryota, Dinophyceae, Suessiales, Symbiodiniaceae. The record is from the annotation of a GenBank genome assembly.